Messenger RNA from Drosophila suzukii, 929 nucleotides. Its product is annotated as calcyphosin-like protein. Gene Ontology annotation, molecular function: calcium ion binding. NCBI's taxonomy places the organism in Eukaryota, Metazoa, Arthropoda, Insecta, Diptera, Drosophilidae. The record is from RefSeq and is a predicted model, not a curated record.
CUUUCAGUUUGCAUUUCAAAGCCACCAAAGUAACAAGUAUCUUGCAGUUAUCCAUUCAGUUGGGCGACUAUAAAAAAACAAGGCUCCAUCAAAUUUUGUAUAAAACUAGUGAAGAGGUCUAUUCAGAAAAAAUACACACCCCCUGAAAUGGAGUCCCCGAAUAACGACCUGUACACCCUCGAGGCCAACUUGGCGAGCCAAGCGCUUCGGGAACUGACAGAUGGCGCCGACAAGGACGCCAUUACCAAGCUGCGAUUGCUGUGCUUCAGCCGCGGAGCAACAGGCAUUUUGGGACUGGGCAGGGCCUUUCGGGCAAUGGAUGAUGAUGGCAGCAAGGCGCUCAACGAGGAGGAGUUCAUCACCGGCAUUAGGGAUACGGGCUUGGAUGUCACGGAGGAGGAGAUUAAGCAGAUGUUUGAGACGUUCGAUGAGGACGGCAGUGGAUCGAUCAACAUGACCGAGUUUCUGCUGAAAUUGAGGCCUCCAAUGCCCCAGAGUCGCCUGAGUAUUAUCGAUCAGGCCUUUGACAAAAUGGAUCGCGAUGACGAUGGUGUUAUAACCAUCCAGGAUCUUAAGAAUGUAUAUUCCGUAAAGGAACAUCCCAAGUACCAGAGCGGAGAAAAAUCCGAGGACGAAAUCCUCACUGAUUUUCUGCACAAUUUCGAGGGGGGUCGUGGUAACUUAGAUGGCAAGAUAACCCGAGAGGAGUUUGUCAACUACUAUGCCACUAUUAGUGCCUCUAUCGACAACGAUAUGUACUUUGACUUGAUGAUGCGUCGUGCCUACGCCAUGUAAAUAAUGCACAAAUCUCACUAAAACACAAGCACUCCACUAAAAUCUCAAUCACUUCACAAUUCACUUGCCUAGUAUUUAGUACAGCUCAUGUCCUAUUUAUACACAACUCGGAAAAUAAAUAAAAAUUAAAUAAA